UUCGAACCACAAAAAUACAAAACUGGGUGGGAUGCUUCGGUGCCAGAGGCUCUGGUUUGGCCACUUAUAGUCCAAUGCACGAAAAGUUGAAUAAGAAUCCGAACGGUAACACAUUCAUCCCGUUGUCCGAAUUGGUGUUCCGACUUUGUGCCUUCCACAGACCAGGAUAUGACCACGUCACAAUUGUGUUUUACAAUUUCACUUCAUUUACAGUGAAGUCCCAAAAUUUGAUGGCAAUUCUUUCAGAUUUUGAAAAAGCGAGUGUCACUCUACAAGAUGUGUCAUUCGUUUCUUAUGGAAAUUUGACACAUUGUAAUGGCACUGUUUUUGACCCAUUCGUGGUUGCUGGUAACGAAAUGUCAAGAAUUAUAAAGGAACGCCAAUUAACUGAUUGGAUUUCUUCGAUAAAAUUAGCAUGUAGCGCUCGCAUGUUUCCCUUAUGCUCGGGUCGAAACAGAGCCGCAUUCGACAAUGAAGAUGACGAGGACGAGGACGAGGACGCCCAGUAGAAGAGUCCCUUCUUCUUUUGCACCUUCUCAUUGUCCUUGCCGUCUACUUUGUUACGUACACAAUAGUGUUUUGACAACUUUCUGAUUCUGCCUAGUAAUCCCUCUGCUAGUUGCUAUCUAUCACUGCUGCCAUUACCAAUUCGCGCCCAAUUUAGGCUUUAUUCCGUAUAGAUUGUUUUUCACUCCUUUAUCGGGUGAGUAGGGUUGGGACCGAAGCGGCUGUUGCGCUUUGGUACAACAGCGCUGCAGGGUGUCAACCCUGACGCAUGGCAACGUCCUUGACGCGUCGUAUACCCAAUCCCCAAGUCUUAUAUUUUUUCAUGGAUUUUUAAUGUCUCAAUUGAAUUACCCGUACAAAUGUAUGAUAAUAAUGUCACUGCACAAAAUUUUUCUUUAAAAAUCAUUUGGCUAUA
Molecule: messenger RNA, 922 nt
Organism: Daphnia magna
Lineage: Eukaryota; Metazoa; Arthropoda; Branchiopoda; Diplostraca; Daphniidae
Exons: 3
Coding region: 75-509 (144 amino acids)
Source: RefSeq, a predicted model, not a curated record